AUGUCCAAACGACUGAGAAGGCUUGCCGCUAUCAUUGCCUUUGGACAUGGAUGUCUUUCGCGCGUAUGGGGCCACGUUCUGGAUGAGUUCGGCGAAAACGCCUAUAAUGACGUAUAUGAAGGCGAAUGCGAGUGCCCACCAGAUGUCCAUAUCAUCUGUGGGAAGAACGGAAAAGAGUAUAUUAACCCGUGCUACGCAAUGUGUGACGGCACGUUGGUUAAGGAAAAGGGGCACUGCAGCGUAUUUCAUAUUGGCGAGAACUGA
Molecule: messenger RNA, 264 nt
Organism: Besnoitia besnoiti
Lineage: Eukaryota; Apicomplexa; Conoidasida; Eucoccidiorida; Sarcocystidae
Product: Kazal-type serine protease inhibitor domain-containing protein
Exons: 2
Coding region: 1-264 (87 amino acids)
Molecular function (GO): protein binding
Source: RefSeq, a predicted model, not a curated record